AUGGAAUACAGAAGUAGGGGUGCCCUUAUUGAAUCGCUGAUUGGAAACGAAAUAGAGUGGAUUCCACCUGACCUAUUUAAAGGAACAAACAUCAAAAUCUUGGCUCUGAGCCGAAACAACAUUCAACAAUUUCCUGGAGAUCCUCUGGGGAAUAUGCCCAAUUUGUGGUUUCUAGGUCUAAACGACAAUGAGAUCAAGGUAAUUUCCAAGAGUCAUCUCAACUACUUGGCCAGUUCACCACUGACACACCUAAAUAUUAGUCAUAACAAGAUAAACUACAUACAACCUGGAGCCUUAUCACAGUUAAAACAACUCAAAAUUCUAGAACUACACAACAACGAGUUUGAUGAAAUUCCACAAGGAACGUUCAAUCAGAUAGGCAGUCUGCUUCACAUAGACCUUCACAAGAACAAGCUGGAGAGUCUGACGGCCAAUAGUUUCACGUAUCUUCCAAAGAUCAUCACACUUCGAUUGCACAGUCAAACUCCCAAGAUGACCAAUGUCCAGUACAAUGCCUUUCACAACAUCAGCCAUGUCCUAGAGAACCUAUGGAUCAGCGAUAAUGCUUUAAAAACAUUUCCUCACCCAGCCCUUUCUGAAGAAACGUGGACUGCUUUAAAGAACAUUUACGCUGAAGACAACUUGAUCACAAAUCCUGCUCUGUACGGUAUAGAACAUUUUUCUAAAAGCAUGGGAUACACGGCCAAGACUCGCGCCCAGGCGCACAUGCCUUUUGACACGCUAAAGACUGUGGAGAGACUGUACGUUGUCAAACCUUAAGGCGCAAAUUCCAUUUGUCAGAAAUCCGUAUACAUAUUCGUAUACGUUAUCCACAAUACGUAAUCCGCAAUACGUAAUCCGCAUCAAUCACUUUCUAUAAUAAGUUGAGUAGAUUCC
Molecule: messenger RNA, 897 nt
Organism: Gigantopelta aegis
Lineage: Eukaryota; Metazoa; Mollusca; Gastropoda; Neomphalida; Peltospiridae
Product: leucine-rich repeat-containing protein 15-like
Exons: 9
Coding region: 1-780 (259 amino acids)
Molecular function (GO): protein binding
Source: RefSeq, a predicted model, not a curated record